AAUUUCUUUCCUGAUUCAUGAACAAGAACAAGUAUUUGUAAGAAUUGUAACACACAAAUUCCAGCAAGUUAAAAGCUCUCUCUUUUUCCUCCACCAAACAAUUAAUUAAUUCUCCCAUUAAAAUCACAACCCACUCACUCCAUAAUGACAAACACCACAUUCUCUCUCUCUGUCAAUCAAACACACCCCCCACUUUCACCAAACGACACCUAAACCUCUUCUCUUCUCUUCUUUCUCUCUCCUCUUCUUCUACUCUAAUGUGUUCAUGUUCCUCUCUUCUUCAACUUUCUCUCUCCUCUGUUUCUUCCACUAAACCAUUCUUCUGAUUUUACCUUUACAAUAACUUGAAGCAUUCAACCAGGACACCAUGGCCAGGCUAGUGGUGGAGGUGCUAGAUGCAUCCGACCUCAUGCCGAAAGACGGGCAAGGCUCCGCAAGUCCAUAUGUAGAGGUUGAGUUUGAAGAGCAAAGACACAAGACACAAACCAAGUACAAAGACUUGAACCCCGUGUGGAACGAGAAGCUCGUUUUCGAGGUUUCCGACCCACAAAACCUCGCCGACAGAACCAUUGAGGUUACUGUCUAUAACGAUAAGAAAUCCGGACACGGCCAUCAUAAGAACUUCUUAGGCCGUGUCCGGAUUUCCGGGGUUUCCGUUGCUACGACGGAAACCCAAGCCUCUGUUCAGAGGUAUCCCCUUGAUAAGAGAGGGAUGUUCUCUCAUAUCAAAGGGGAUAUUGCUUUAAAGAUGUUCUUGGUGAAUGACCCAUCUUUUCAAUUUUUUCCGCCUCCUAACAAGGAAGAUAGGAGAGAGAAUAAUGAAUCCGAGGUUCCGCCAUUGGAAGAAAUCAAUCCAAAUAAUGUUACCUCUAAUUUCGGAAAUAAUUAUGAACAAGUGGGGGAGAGAGAAUUCGGAAAUGAAAACAACAACCAUCAUCAUCAUCAUGAUCACCAUUAUCAAAAGCAGAAUAAAAAGCAAGAAAAAGAAAAACCUCAAGUUCGAACUUUUUACUCAGUUCCAGCUAAAUCUCACAACUCUUCUCAACAGCAGCAACAACAAGCUCCGCCUUCUCAGUCUAACCACCAAACCCAGCAAUCGUAUCCGAAGACGGAAGUUCGGGCGGAUUUCAUGAAAGCCGCCCCACAGCCUGCUAUGAUGAUGCAGGUUCCCGGGAAGAAGCCGGAUUAUGAGCUGGUGGAGACUCGGCCUCCCGUAGCGGCACACAUGGGAUACAGAAAAGGGGAUACCAUCGGUAGCACCUACGAUCUGGUUGAGCAAAUGCAUUACUUGUAUGCAAGUGUUGUUAAGGCGAGAGAUCUUCCUGUAAUGGACAUUACAGGGAGUUUAGACCCUUAUGUUGAAGUGAAGCUUGGGAACUAUAAAGGGGUAACUAAGCAUCUUGAGAAGAAUCAAAAUCCUGUUUGGAAUCAGAUUUUUGCUUUUUCUAAGGAGAGAUUGCAAUCCAAUCUGCUGGAAGUUAUUGUUAAGGAUAAGGAUUUUGGAAAGGAUGAUUUUGUAGGGAGGGUUAUGUUUGAUCUGACUGAAGUUCCUCUUCGAGUUCCGCCUGAUUCGCCGUUGGCUCCUCAGUGGUAUAAGCUUGAGGAUAAGAAGGGUCAGAGAGGGAACAGAGGAGAGAUUAUGCUUGCAGUGUGGAUGGGAACGCAGGCUGAUGAGGCGUUCCCUGAAGCAUGGCAUUCUGAUGCACAUUCCAUCAGUCAUCAUAAUCUUGCACACACUAGAUCAAAGGUGUACUUUUCGCCGAAGUUGUAUUACUUGCGCGUGCUUGUGAUUGAAGCUCAGGAUUUGGUGCCAUCAGACAGGGGUCGUGCGCCUGUGACUCAGGUGAGAGUUCAGCUUGGGAACCAGAUGAGGGCAACAAGGCCUUCGCCGAUGCAGACAUUGAAUCCGAUUUGGAAUGAUGAGCUGAUGUUUGUGGCUUCAGAGCCGUUCGACGAAUUUUUGAUCUUGACAGUGGAGGAUAAAGUUGGGCCUGGAAGGGAUGAGAUCCUAGGGAAGAUGAUCAUCCCGGUUAGGGAGCUUCCGCAUAGGUUGGAAACAGCUAAGCCUCCUGAUCCGCGGUGGUUCAACCUCUUAAGGCAUUCACACGGCGAUGAGGAUGGGGAGAAGAAGGAGAAGAUGAAGUUUGCUAGCAAAAUUCACUUGCGGCUCUGCUUGGAAGCAGGGUACCAUGUGUUGGAUGAGUCCACCCACUUUAGCAGUGAUCUCCAGCCCUCGUCGAAGCAUCUGAGGAAGGCUCCUAUUGGAAUUUUAGAGCUUGGGAUACUGAGUGCUAAGAAUCUCUUACCCAUGAAAGGGAAAGAGGGGAGACUUACUGAUCCUUACUGUGUUGCCAAGUAUGGUAACAAAUGGAUUCGAACACGAACCCUUCUUGACACUCUUGCUCCUAAGUGGAACGAGCAGUACACAUGGGAGGUCUUUGAUCCCUGCACUGUGAUCACUGUCGGAGUGUUUGACAAUAAUCAUGUCAGUGGGAAUGAUGCAAAGGAGCAGAGGAUAGGAAAGGUUAGAAUCAGGCUAUCAACACUAGAAACUGAUCGGAUAUACUCACAUUUUUACCCUUUACUAGUGCUUACUCCUGGAGGAUUGAAGAAGCAUGGUGAGCUUCAGUUAGCAGUGAGAUUUACCUGCACAGCUUGGGUGAACAUGGUUGCACAAUAUGGAAGACCACUUCUGCCCAAAAUGCAUUAUGCACAGCCGAUUCCUGUCAAACACAUAGAUUGGUUGAGGCACCAAGCUAUGCAAAUGGUGGCUGCCCGGUUAGCUCGAGCAGAACCACCCCUACGGCGAGAGGUUGUAGAAUACAUGCUUGAUGUGGACAUCCAUAUGUUCAGCCUGAGAAGAAGCAAGGCAAAUUUCUUCAGAAUCAUGUCAGUAUUAUCAGGAAUCUCAGCUGUUUGCAGAUGGUUUAACGACGUUUGCACAUGGAGAAACCCUAUUACAACAUGUCUUGUUCACAUCCUGUUCUUGAUAUUGGUCUGUUACCCGGAACUCAUACUGCCCACUAUCUUCCUUUACUUGUUUGUGAUAGGAGUAUGGAACUACCGCUUUAGGCCCAGGACUCCACCCCAUAUGGAUGCUCGGAUUUCACAUGCAGAGCAUGUCCACCCUGAUGAGCUUGAUGAGGAGUUUGAUACAUUCCCAACAUCCCGACCCAACGAAAUAGUUAGGAUGCGGUAUGACCGUCUUCGGAGUGUGGCCGGUCGUGUUCAGGCUGUGGUUGGUGAUCUAGCAACCCAAGGAGAGAGAGCUCAAGCAUUGCUGAGCUGGAGGGAUCCAAGGGCAACUGCAAUAUUCAUCUUCUUGUCUUUGGUAUGUGCAGUUUUUCUGUAUGUGACUCCCUUCCAGGUGAUUGCAGUGCUGGUGGGGCUAUUCAUGUUACGGCAUCCACGGUUUAGGUCCAAGAUGCCUUCAGUGCCAGUCAACUUCUUCAAGAGAUUGCCUGCAAAAUCUGACAUGCUUCUAUAACACAGCUCAAGUUGGGUCAAUAAGUUUUCCAAGGUUCAGUUCAUGGAGAAGGAACUCACUUCUCCAAGAAUCGCUUCGCUUAUUUCCUUUUAUAUUCUUGUAAUGUAAAGACCCUAGCGAUUCUUUUCUUUCUGUUAUUAUUCCAUAUUUUGUACAAUUUUAGUCAUAAAUUGAUGAAUAACGUCAAAUUUUGACAAUCAA
Molecule: messenger RNA, 3688 nt
Organism: Chenopodium quinoa (quinoa)
Lineage: Eukaryota; Viridiplantae; Streptophyta; Magnoliopsida; Caryophyllales; Amaranthaceae
Product: FT-interacting protein 1-like
Exons: 1
Coding region: 368-3487 (1039 amino acids)
Source: RefSeq, a predicted model, not a curated record